CCAUAAUUAGAAGUUGAGUAACUGUCUUUUAAACUAACAAAUUCAAAACUUGCUAAACUUAGAGUGAAAGAAAAGAAAAAGAGAGAAAAUGGCAUCAGCACAAGAAGAGAGUAGGAAAGAGUUGGAUGCAAGGGCUAGGCAGGGUGAGACUGUUAUUCCUGGUGGUACUGGUGGCAAGUCACUUGAAGCCCAAGAGCACCUUGCUGAAGGAAGGAGCAGGGGAGGACAGACAAGAAGGGAGCAGCUAGGACACGAAGGAUACCAGGAGCUUGGCACCAAGGGUGGUCAGACUCGGAAGGACCAAAUGGGUACCGAAGGCUACAGUGAAAUGGGCCGCAAGGGUGGACUCAGCACCAUGGACCAAUCCGGCGAGGAGCGAGCUCAGGAGAAAGGCAUCGAUAUCGACGAGUCCAAGUUCCGUACUCGCUCCUAAUCAAUCAAUCCUCUUCGUUAACCUUGCACUGGUGUUGCUCAACUCAAACCACAUUUUCCCUUAAAACACUUAAGUUACACUCUAGUACGUAGUUAUGUAAUAAAAUGUAUGUUACACCUUUUUAGUUAACUUUAGGUACGGUAGUUGUUAUAACUAGUACGUAGUUUCAGCACGGAUGUUUUCCCGUUUUUGAAACCCCACUGUUACCGUGCUAAUGUAGCCUGUAAAUGGCUUGGUGUCGGAUGACUUUUUAUUAAUAUCUCAAGUUUUUUAUUCGUUUUCGUGCAA
Molecule: messenger RNA, 721 nt
Organism: Chenopodium quinoa (quinoa)
Lineage: Eukaryota; Viridiplantae; Streptophyta; Magnoliopsida; Caryophyllales; Amaranthaceae
Product: protein SLE1-like
Exons: 2
Coding region: 89-433 (114 amino acids)
Biological process (GO): response to abscisic acid
Cellular component (GO): cytosol
Source: RefSeq, a predicted model, not a curated record